This is a messenger RNA of Triticum dicoccoides, 1112 nucleotides long. Its product is annotated as very-long-chain (3R)-3-hydroxyacyl-CoA dehydratase PASTICCINO 2B-like. The transcript has 9 exons. Gene Ontology annotation, biological process: fatty acid elongation; sphingolipid biosynthetic process; very long-chain fatty acid biosynthetic process. NCBI's taxonomy places the organism in Eukaryota, Viridiplantae, Streptophyta, Magnoliopsida, Poales, Poaceae. Bases 102 to 590 code for a protein of 162 amino acids. Gene Ontology annotation, cellular component: endoplasmic reticulum membrane. Gene Ontology annotation, molecular function: 3-hydroxyacyl-CoA dehydratase activity. The record is from RefSeq and is a predicted model, not a curated record.
AGGUGUUGUGCUACGCAACAUUGGCACUGUUGGAGAGGAGGCCUGAGGCUAUCUACACCGCGAUCGAGCGGCCGCUACUGGUCACACAGACUGCCGCUUUAAUGGAGAUUGUUCAUUCACUUGUAGGGCUUGUGAAGUCUCCUGUCUCCGCAACAAUUCUACAACUUAUUGGAAGGAUAUUUGUUGCAUGGGGUGUCUUGUGGAGCUUUCCCGAGACGCGCCCUCAUAUUCUUGUUACUUCCUUGACCCUAGCAUGGUCCAUUGCUGAGGUCAUCAGAUAUCCUUACUAUGGUAUGAAGGAGACAUUUGGAUUUGCACAUUUCUGGCUAUUAUGGCUUAGGUAUAACAUGUUCCUCGUACUCUAUCCUAUCGGUAUGCUAAGUGAAGUUGGCCUCAUAUACGUCACAAUGCCUUACAUGAGGGCCUCCAAUAAAUAUUGCCUUCAAAUGCCCAAUAAAUGGAAUUUCUCCUUCAACUACCACUAUGCAUCUGUUCUUCUAAUGGGUAUCUAUUUUCCAGGAUUUCCACACUUGUACCGUUAUAUGCUCCUUAGGAGGAAGGUGGUCUUGUCAAAGGCAAAAUCCGCAUGAUAUUACUCACAAGCUUUCUAGAGUAUAUGUCUCAAGUGACUUCUGAAUGUGUGAGUUGUGUGCUUCCACACAUGAUACUUCCCACCAGCGUAUAUCUACUAUUUGUGUGACGUUGUUCUCAUGUUUUCUAUCGUUUCCCGAUCAAUAAAGUUGGGGUGGUGAGCGUUCCCCACCUGAGUGCAAUUACUCAAUCGCCAGCAAAUUUUUCCAUACGACGAGGAUGACAACUUCAGUCUAAAUCGAAAAGUUGAGUAUGUUGGUUGUGCUAGGGUUCCGCACAUCAUUAAAGGACACGAGGAGUGAUGCCAAUCUUAUGGAUGCUGAAGUGGUAGCACAGAGGUAGAUGCAUCCGAGUUUCGGUGUGAUCUUGGUGGCACAGGCUGAGGUUAUCAUUCAGGGUUUUAUGCAGAAGCUUUUCCAUUUAAUCUUUAGUUUGUCUCACAUAAGGAGCAUUUAGCAAUGAAAGUUGAAGUUUAUAGAAUGAGGAAUAUCACUAAUAAAGCUCUUCUCAUGAUGUGUUGA